Corythoichthys intestinalis (scribbled pipefish) is the source of this 2742-nucleotide messenger RNA. It is a transcript of the gene slc18a2, whose product is annotated as solute carrier family 18 member 2. The transcript is spliced from 16 exons. Gene Ontology annotation, biological process: aminergic neurotransmitter loading into synaptic vesicle; transmembrane transport; xenobiotic transport. Gene Ontology annotation, cellular component: synaptic vesicle membrane; terminal bouton. Gene Ontology annotation, molecular function: xenobiotic transmembrane transporter activity; serotonin:sodium:chloride symporter activity. The coding region runs from base 191 to 1741 and encodes 516 amino acids. NCBI's taxonomy places the organism in Eukaryota, Metazoa, Chordata, Actinopteri, Syngnathiformes, Syngnathidae. The record is from RefSeq and is a predicted model, not a curated record.
CUGUAAUGUACUGUUAGCAAAAAAAAAAAAAAAAAAAAAGUGCGCCUCUUGCGUGCUGUAUGACGUCAGCAGCUAGUAGAAAGAGUCAGCGCAUCAGUCGCUGCCCGGUCUGCCAGGCUGCCGCUGACCUCUGUGCAUCCCGGGACCACCUGUUACCCCCACGGCCAGCUUUUUUGACGGAAUUAACACCAUGGGGAGACUAGACGACUUCCGCCAGUUUCAUUUACUCAACUGGCUAAGAGAGGAAAGGCAGUCGAGGAAACUUAUUCUCUUCAUUGUUUUUGUGGCUCUCUUGUUGGAUAACAUGCUGCUCACCGUGGUCGUGCCCAUCAUCCCCAGCUACCUGUACAACCUGGAUGAAUCAACAGAUGGGGCAUUGAACAACACCUCAUCGCAACCACAGACUCCUUCAGGCGCCUUCGAUAGAAUUGUGUCUUUAUACGACAACACAGUGAGGUUGUCGGGGUCCAACGCCACAGUCGGCCCGACAGACACGGUCGUGCCCACAACCGCCGCUUGGCUGGCGCAGAACUCCUCCGACUGCCCCCGCUCCACUAGCAAGCUGAUCAACGAGAAUGUCAAAGUGGGGAUGUUAUUUGCAUCCAAGGCAACUGUGCAGCUGCUGACCAAUCCUUUCAUAGGGCCACUCACCAACAGGAUUGGAUACCAGCUCCCCAUAUUCAUUGGCUUCUGUAUAAUGUUCAUCUCCACAAUUAUGUUCGCCUUCUCAUCGAGCUACGCUCUGCUGUUUCUGGCCAGAUCACUUCAAGGUGUAGGCUCCUCCUGCUCAUCUGUUGCUGGGAUGGGAAUGCUUGCAAGUGUGUACACAGAUGAUGAGGAGAGAGGACAUGCGAUCGGAAUUGCCCUUGGGGGUCUGGCAAUGGGGGUUUUAGUUGGACCCCCGUUUGGCAGUGUGAUGUAUGAGUUUGUUGGAAAGACUGCGCCAUUCCUCGUUCUGGCUUUUCUGGCUCUUUUUGAUGGAGCUUUACAGCUUUUUAUUCUUCAGCCCACCAAAGUCGAGCCAGAGAGUCAGAAGGGGACGCCAUUGUUGACCCUCAUGAGAGAUCCAUACAUUGUAAUUGCAGCUGGUGCCAUUUGCUUCGGGAAUAUGGCCAUUGCCAUGCUGGAGCCAACACUACCAAUCUGGAUGAUGGAGACCAUGUGUGCCAGGAAAUGGCAGCUAGGAGUCGCUUUCUUACCAGCAUCCAUCUCCUACCUUAUUGGAACCUACAUCUUCGGAACGCUGGCUCACAAGAUGGGAAGAUGGCUUUGUGCCCUUAUCGGGAUGGUGGUUGUCGGAAUCUGUGUAAUAGGGGUUCCAUUUGCAAGGAAUAUAUAUGGUCUAAUUCUCCCAAACUUUGGUGUUGGCUUUGCCAUUGGCAUGGUGGACUCUUCUAUGAUGCCUAUAAUGGGAUACUUGGUGGACUUGCGGCACGUGUCAGUUUAUGGAAGUGUGUAUGCCAUUGCUGAUGUGGCUUUCUGCAUGGGAUUUGCUCUAGGUCCAUCAAUCGGAGGAUCCAUAGCUGAAAGUAUAGGCUUUCCAUGGUUGAUGACCAUUAUUGGAAUAGUAGACAUUUUAUUUGCUCCCCUUUGCCUUUUCCUGAGGAACCCACCUGGACAAGAAGAAAAAAUUGCUAUUUUGAUGGACACCAACUGCUCGAUGAAGACGAGAUCCUACUCCACGCAGGGAAAUUACUACCAAGGUGAAAACAUGGAUCCAGAUUAUGAUGAUUAUGACUAAGAGGAAAUCCACCAUGCAGGGUAACUUGAGCAAGGAUUCAGAGUAUCUAUUUUGUUGUAUAAAAAACAAGAACCAUGAAAAAAACACCAACAAAACAAAGCAGCCAAGAUGUUUCCAUGUGAAUAUCUUGCAGUCUGUCUUCUAUGUUUCUCUUAUUAGCGCUUGUACCAAGAAAAACCAAAGUUGAUCUUGAUCUAUGUUUGCAAGUGCACCAUGUAAGCGCCAACAGCCUUAUUUGUUAUAGACAGCUUUUUUAAAAGCACUUGUAGAGAGUAGAACGGUGCUGGAGAAAAUGUUCAGUCAUUUCAAAUUGUCACUGAAUUCAUGUCCGUUUGGUGUCAUAAAUCACCUUUUUGUCCCAUGUUUCCAAUAUACCCAACUUGUACGUGAUUUUUUUUACCCUCUUGGCCGAAAUUGCUAAAAGUUGUGGAUGAUGGUGUCAGUGACAGUAACUGUAUAUGACCUAUUAAUUGAGUGGGAGAACAGUAAAACUAUUUAUUGGAAGGUCAAACUCAACAUGUGCUGAAUUUGUUACUGUUUUAAAUGAAAAUUAUGUGAGCAAGUUAGAAUUUGCAAAUAAAAGGGAAAACAGUAUUUGUAGUGUCCUAAUGUAGGUCACCCACUUAUUUAUGCCAUAAAAAAUACAGGAGGAAAAGAUGGUAAUUGUGAAAAGAAAUGUACAUAAUUGCAUUGUAAAAAUUAUUUGUUGCUCUAUUGCUUUAAAAUAUCAAAACAAAGAUUUAACAGUACAAUUGGUAUUAACAUAAUAAAGGAUUAGCAGGACAAACUGGUGUUUUUAAUGCUACUUUUCAUAAAUGUUUAGGUAUUUUCUCUUAUAAGCAUAUAUUUCAUCCACACAGGCCCGACCGACCCUAGGCGACUUGUAGCUAGGAGCCCCCCCAAAAAUAUAUAGUUAUACUAGUAUGUAUUUUAAAUUUUAUAUUUUGCCACUGUAGAAGCUAUUGUUUCUAAAUAUAAAUGAAUAGCAUAUUAUCCUUAUA